CUAAAUGUCAAGACACCAACAAAAUAAAUAUAAAAUCCUAUUGAACUUCAACAGUAUAUUACGCUCAAAAAUCAACUCACAGUUGAUUAUUAAUUGAAGAAGUGUAUACCUAAGCUAUGCUUAUAAUUUAUUAUCAAAAUUAAAAAGAGUUAAGAAAAUCGUCCAUACUAAAUAAUAAAUAUGAAUGAAGAAUCAGAUCCCAUACAUCAUAGAUCGAAUUUUUCCAGUGUUACAGAAACUAGAGGUACUAGAAACUUAAAUUUGAUUAAUAGCAAGUCCACUGCAAAGAAAUUAAUCAUAAAGAAUUUAAAAACCCGGCCAGUGCUUCCUCCUGACUACCAAGAGCAAACAUGGAAAAAAUUGGAAAGUGCUAUAUAUGCAAUCCAACGGUCUGUAUCAAAUGAAUACUGUUUAGAGGAACUGUAUCAAGCAAUUGAAAACCUGUGCAAUCAUAAAAUGGGUCCAAUUUUGUAUGAUCGCUUAUAUAAUUUGACUGAAGCCCAUGUUUCCACUAACAUUGAACAAUUUUUAUCAGAAUCAAUGGACAGUUCUUUGUUUUUACAGAAAAUGAAUGAGCAAUGGUUGGCUCAUUGUAACCAGAUGAUGAUGAUUAGAAGUAUAUUUUUGUAUUUAGAUAGAACAUAUGUUCUCCAAAACCCCAAUAUUGUUCCCAUUUGGGAUAUGGGUUUGAAGUUAUUUAGUAAAUACAUUGUUUUAAAUAGACUUAUACAAACCAGGUUAGUAGAAGGUCUGCUGAUGUUUAUUAAAAAAGAAAGACAGGGUGAUACAGGUAACAAAACACUACUGAAAUCUCUACUAAAUAUGUUAACUAAUUUGCAAAUUUAUGACAAUAUCUUUGAACAAAAGUUUUUGCUGUCAACUGAACAUUUUUAUGGAGCAGAAGGUCAAAAAUUGAUACAGGAACUAGAAGUUUCAAAUUACUUGAUUUAUGUUGAUAAAAGAAUUAAGGAAGAGAAAGAAAGGGUUAUUAAUUAUUUGAAUUCAAGAACUGAAUUCCAACUAAUUCACAUAGUUCAAAAACAACUGCUUGGUGAACAUGUAACCAUUAUACUACAAAAAGGUCUUGAUCAAUUAUUAAAUGAAAAUAGAAUACACGAUCUAUCUUUGUUGUAUCAGUUAUUGGGCCUUGUGAGUAAUGGACAUGUGGAGUUGUGUAACCAUUUUAAGAUAUACAUUAAAAAGAAAGGAAAUUCUAUGGUUAUAGAUACUGAAAAAGAUAAAACCAUUGUACAAGAAUUACUAGAUUUUAAAGAUUCACUAGACAAUAUAGUCAAUGUAUGCUUUGAUAAAAGUGAUAAGUUUAACAAUGCUCUUAAGGAAGCCUUUGAAUAUUUUGUUAAUCAGAGAACAAAUAAACUAGCUGAACUUACUGCAAAAUUUGUUGAUUCUAAGCUACGUGCUGGGAACAAAGCUGCUACAGAAGAAGAAUUGGACUUACUUUUAGAUAAAACAAUGGUUCUUUUCCGUUUUAUUCACGGAAAAGAUGUAUUUGAAGCCUUUUACAAAAAGGAUCUGGCUAAAAGACUUCUUGUAGGCAAAUCAGCAAGUGUAGAUGCUGAAAAAAGUAUGCUUAGUAAAUUGAAGCAAGAAUGUGGUGGAGCUUUUACUUCAAAAUUAGAAGGUAUGUUUAAAGAUAUGGAACUUAGCAAUGAUAUAAAUUCUUCUUUUAAAUUUUACCUGAAAAGCAGUGAUCUACAUUUAGCUCCCAUAGAUAUGACAGUGAAUAUUCUUACAAUGGGCUUCUGGCCAACAUAUCUAACUAUGGAUGUUAUCUUUCCAGAACAGUUCACAAAAUUCCAAGAUACAUUUAAUAAUUAUUAUUUGAGUAGAUACAGUGGAAGAAAACUCCAAUGGCAACCUGCUUUGCAUCACUGCAUAUUGAAAGCAACCUUUAAGACUGGCAAAAAGGAAUUAGUUGUAUCAUUGUUCCAAACUCUGGUAAUUUUGUUGUUUAAUGAGGAUGAGGAAAUUAGUUUUGCAGACAUAAAAACAGCUACAAAUAUAGAAGAUGGGGAGUUAAGAAGAACUUUACAAUCUUUAGCUUGUGGAAAAGUGAGAAUCUUAAAUAAAAUUCCAAAAGGAAGAAACAUUGAAAAUAGUGAUAAGUUUAGAUUGAACAAUGAAUUUUAUAAUAAAUUAUUUAAGAUAACUAUAAAUCAAGUUCAAAUUAAAGAAACAGCAAAAGAACAAAAAGAUACUGAAGAGCGAGUAUUCCAAGAUAGACAAUAUCAAAUCGAUGCUGCAAUUGUUCGUAUAAUGAAAAUGCGAAAAGCACUAAGUCAUAAUUUGCUAAUUAGUGAACUAUAUGCUCAACUUAAGUUUCCUGUGAAACCAGCUGACCUAAAAAAGUGUAUAGAAUCACUUAUUGACAGAGAGUAUAUGGAACGUGACAAGAAUAAACCAAAUGAAUAUAACUAUGUAGCUUAGGAAAUUAUGUUUUAUUAUAUUUUUGUUUGACUUCUAUACUUGUAAAUUUUGUGUUCUCUUGAUAAAAUUAUUCAACAUGAACUAUACAAAAUACUAAAUACAUCCAUUGAAAUUUGAAGUGUUUCUUUAUAAAAAUUUGCUUCUGUUCAGCUAUGUAUCAAUAUAUUCUGGGCAAAUAAAAAAAUGUAGAAAA
This is a messenger RNA of Diabrotica balteata, 2641 nucleotides long. The record is from the annotation of a GenBank genome assembly. Lineage: Eukaryota; Metazoa; Arthropoda; Insecta; Coleoptera; Chrysomelidae.